Messenger RNA from Dermacentor silvarum, 11656 nucleotides. Its product is annotated as proton-coupled folate transporter-like. Gene Ontology annotation, cellular component: membrane. Gene Ontology annotation, molecular function: transmembrane transporter activity. The record is from RefSeq and is a predicted model, not a curated record. The transcript is spliced from 6 exons. Bases 171 to 1547 code for a protein of 458 amino acids. Gene Ontology annotation, biological process: transmembrane transport. NCBI's taxonomy places the organism in Eukaryota, Metazoa, Arthropoda, Arachnida, Ixodida, Ixodidae.
CCCGUCCGUCUGCGAGUCCCGCGAGUUGUUGCGGUCCCAGCUGUGAUAAUCCGCUCAUGUGUCGGCUGCGGUAAAAGGAGCUACAGCUACAACCGUGCGUCGCGCUCGUCUUCGUUGCAGUUGUCGCACUUGGCUCCGAGUUCCGAGAGUUGCGCACAAAUUGUCCGAAAAUGGGGCUACAGAUCACAGUGGAACCAGUGGUGUUUCUAUUCUUCGCCACCAUGCAUCUGGAGAUGAGCGCUGUCCAGGACAUUAUAAACACAAAGUGCUGCUUCAGGCACCUCAACACAACCAAUGUUGCGGACUGCCACUCGGCCCAGAACCAAACACGUACUGACAUCAAAGCUGAGGCAUCAGUGUGGAUUGCUUUCUACUACGGGACAAUGUCUAUUCUGACUCUGAUCUGUGGUAUGUGGGUUGGAUCAUGGAAUGAUCGCUUUGGUCGCAAGCGGCCCAUGCUUGUCCCCCUUGUUGGGGGGAUGGCAAGCGUGCUGAACUUCAUUUUUCUCUCGCACUACCUCAAUAGCAGCGUAUCAUUUGUCAUGAUCAGUGCCGUAUUGGUUGGCAUAUCUACCGGAAGUUUGGGAGUAAUAUCAAGCUGCUUUGGCUAUCUCACUGAUGUGACACCUUUCCAGUCCCGGAGUCGACGAAUUUCAAUACUCGAAGCCAUGAUCUUCACUGGAGGGGCACUUGGAAUGUACCUCGUUGGAGGCAUGCUCAAGACAACUACUUAUGAAGUGAUCUUCUUAGUUGAGCUCUUCAUCUAUGCAGUUGCCAUCUUCUAUGUUUUGCUUGUGAUCCGUGAUAAAGUGCCCACUGAAGCAAGCGUUGACACUGGAAUGGAGCGCCCUGGAAUCUUCUCUUUUCGGCAUGUGACAGACAUGGCAAUGACUGUAUUCAGGCUGCGGGAUCGUGGGAACAGAGCCCAUAUCAUUCUCCUGCUGCUUGCUGCUUUUGCGAUGUUCUAUGGCCUAGCAGCCCAGACCUACUUGACGUACACAUUCUUGACCGAUGAGCCACUUCGCUGGACUGCAAGUCAUUACAGUUUCCUGCAGGGAGUCAAUAUUGCUGUGGAAGGUGUAGCCCUCCUGGUAGUGCUACCUUUGGCCUACCGCUUCUUGAGUAUUUCUGAUGCUUUUGCUGGCCUCCUUGGAUCACUUUCAAGGUUCUUGGGUCUCUUGUGGCUUGGUCUCUGCACGACAACAUCUAUGGUGUACUUCAUUCCCGUACUUUUCGUCUUCAGUGAGUUUACAAGCCCUUCAGUUCGUGCAUUGCUAUCAAAGAUUGUAGCGGUGGAUGAAAAAGGCAAGGCUUUUGCUGUGAUGAGCGCUCUGCAGUCCUUUGCCAUGUUCACAGGGUCAUUACUGUUCAAUGGCCUCUACCCAGCCACAUCAAAGUUCUUCAAGGGUUUUGGCUUUGAGUUCGCUGCAGCUCUACAAAUCAUCCCCAUUGGAAUUUUCUUGUACCUGUACUUCCGAUUCAAGAGGGAGGCACCUUAUGCUGAAAUCGAGGGUGAAAGCAUGAGUUCCAAUAUUGUGGAGAGUUGAGAGCCCGCAAAGGCAGUGCCAACUUCAUGCUUUCCGUACAGGAGGGAGAGUGGCUGAUGAGCAUGACUUUGAGUGGUGUACAUGUUUGACAGGGAGAGAUGUGCCAUAUUAUCCUCACCUUAAGACUGGUACAGCAGCAGUGUGCUUGGGAUUGUGGAAUGGGGUUUGUGAAGUUGCCCCUCCAACGGUUGGCACUUGCAAACUGAAGAAUAGCUUUGAGAACUGUGAGCAUCGUAGCAUAGCAUGUCCUUAAUGAUUACGCUGUAAUCAGGCAUGCACUCCAGAAGUGGAGCUUUGCAUAAUAUGGUUAGUGGAAAAGGUUGAAUUGAUCUGCAGCUGGUUGGGGCUAACAAACUAACUAGUUCUAAUUUUGGGCACUGCCUCCCUUAACUUAAAUGUUCACUGCUCAUUGCAGAAGGCACAGAGGCAAAUUUAUGUUGUCACAAGCUAAUGGUCAAUUUCAUGAGAGAUGGAAACAGGUGGUAUAUUUGACAUUCUCUAAAUUUUUCUGAUAAUUUUGCACAUUACGCACCCAUGACUGAAUAGUGCUAAACUGCUGCUUCUCUUUAAGGAAAGCUAUCAGUAAACUGGAAAGAAAUUAUUAAAGGUUGUUAGGCAAACACAACAAUUUUACGAAAUGUGCUUUUUCUUAAAUUCACGACAGUGCUUAAGGCCACACAAGGGUAAUAUAGCAGAUAUUUUUAUUUCCAGUGCAAAUUGAAGUAAAAUAGAAGUAGCUCACAACAUUUUCUAAAUUUGUGAAAAAAAGCAACUUAAAAAAAAUGUCUCAAAGAGACAGCAUUUUUUAAGCAUGCUCAUCUUUGGGAUUCUGUUCCUACUCCUCUGUACAUCUCAGCUUUUUGCAAUUUACAGCCGAGGUAGGCCUUUAGGUGGAGGACAAACCUGUGCCGUCUUAUUCUUCUACGAAUUUUUAAAGCAAUAAAUAUUUUUACUCAGAACAUACUCGGAACAUCAAAAUUAGGAGAAUGUUACUUAUUGAAAACUGUCUAUAAAAAAAGCCCCUUUAAUCUCGUUCACUGUCACCCAAGUUGUUUUCUCAGUACUGUGAAAUACUAUUAUGAAAAGACAUGUUGCAUAAUUUUUAUUGUAACAAUGUUGCAAAUGUUCAAAUACAUAUUGUGUUUUGAGAGAGUUGUCCAGAGUGCUGAAAUGAGCAUUUCUUGCAAAAGAUCAAUGGCAAUAAUGUGGUAUUUGCAGUUAGUGGAAAAUGUUUUGGGAAGAACUGUUUAAAUGAAAUGCACUCGCAUAUUUUUGUGACCAGUACAGUGGCCGAUAUUCCUCGUCAACAGGCAGCACACCCAGGGGUGGCUUUCCUUUCAUUCAUACGAUUGCAUGGAAUGGAAUUAGUAUCUUGGAUGCUAACGAAUGCAUUCACUCAAUGCGUAUGUUGCAUUGUCGUGCUAUUCCGAAAUUAAAAGGUUGUUAAGAAAGGGAAAGAUCAUUUGUGCUCCCAGAUAGCAUUCGCCAAGAUUGUUGGUUUAGUUAACAGUGUUCAUUUUACAGCGAAGCUGUAUAUGGUUAGGUUCUGGUGGAUCACGUCUACGGACAAAACGAAGCGUAGAACAACAAUUAUAAAAAAGGUGGGCCGAUCCUGGUGGUAGUGCAGAACCGGUCCAAGCUCAAUGGCACAUGCCCCUGUCACGUGGGCCGAUCCUGGUGAUAGCGCUGAAAGGGUCCAAGCUCAAUGGCACAUACCCCUGUAGGCUCGGGGACCUGUAACGCAUCCUUGAACUACCCUUGUUACUCGUGGGACCCAAAGAGACAAAAACAGUGCAGAGGAGUGAUGAACACUGUUGCCCAAACUCUAGUCUAUGAUGAUGCGUGUCGAAACGUCAGUGAUAAAACGUAAUAGUCUACCAACCAAUAGCUGUGUCUCAUUCUCUCUUGACAUAGCCAUUUCCCUAGCGACGUCAACUGUUGCCCCUUAGACUCGAUAUGGGUAAGACCCGUAUCGCUCGCUCCAAAGAGGAAGAGCGUGCCUUCAAGGAGCGUCAGCGCGCUCAACAGAGCGAAUGGAUGCGAAUGCGACGAGAAGCCGAACGCGCAGCGGCCCAACGUGCUGCGGCCGAUGGUGCAAGGUGGUGUGAAUCUAGUCGCCUAAACUCGCUUUCACUCGCACAUACAGCAUACGGCGAGCGGUGAUGCAAUAAAGUUAUGUGUUGUGUCUUUUCAACCAUUUAACAUAACCGACAAAUUAAAAAUUUUUAAAUAUAAUUAAACAAAACCAACAGCUUCGCUGGUCUUCCUGCUUCACAUAAUGGAAGGGCUCUGAAUUUUUUUGUAGCAGAUGUGAUCAACCAGGGUUUAAAAAGUUUUGAUUAUGUGAAGUUUGGUGGCAGCAGUUAUGGCCGCAGACAAAACACGUUUAGGACAAGUCGCGUCUGGUCUGCGUAGCCAAACAUGCCAUGGAUGCCUUGCACAUUGGUCACGAGUUCCCACUCCUUCCAUGUUUCAUCACGGAAACACUCAAUCUCACUUGCAAGUGCACGAAUCAGCUGGAUGUUCUUGAGCUUGCCUUGCAGUUAUGCGACCAUUUCAGAUGCCGGCUGUAGUACUUUUCUGUUUUCUGCCCUUAGGUUGUGAAGGAAAGCUUGAUCUUUUAUGGCUUCUCCAACUCUGCCACAUGAGUUCUUUGCAGGUCCGGUCGCGGAAGACAGCAGCUUUACUGACUUAUAAUUUUUGCCUAAAAGCUCAUAGAAUUGAAAUUUGUUCUUGAAGUGGCUUGCAGCUCAGUCACUUACAUAGGUGACGUGGCUUUGUGAGGGAACUUCAAAGCUUUGAACUCAUGGAUCUUGCUUAAUGUGAAGCAAGCAUUGGCUGCGUCAUGCGACAUGUCAUCGCUUAUAACAACGUAACUAUGCGCUGUUUUUCUGGUGGUUACAACACAAGUGAAAACUGACGCUUGUUUUUUGUGCCAGUGGUAGCAUUGAAUCUCAGUUGAAACAAUGGCAGUCCAGUUUUCUGUUCAGUCAAAAUUCAAAAUGGGGGAUGCUUGUUGCUUGCAUUGUUUUGCUUCACGAAUGGCCACAACUUGUGUCGUGCGGGGCCUACUUUAAGUCGUGCAGGGCCUACUUUAAGAUUCACUUAGCUAGUUCCUUCACAAACGAAGUUGGCUACUAUGUUUUCUUUACAGUGUCUCCAUUUUCCCACACUGUAUAUGUGGUGUAUAUGUGGCUGGGGCCCCCAUGUUUUUGUAGUUAUUCCAUUGCUCAUAGUACUCGAUAGUAUAGGCAUCACCCAUGAAACGUUUUAGUGCAGAAAUGUAGAGCUUGGCGUUGGCACAGUAAAUGCAAAGGCACACUUCUUGGUGGGGAACAAGCAGAACCCACUUUGGACGACAUGAGUAAAACUUCGGCAAUGCUGUUGAAAUGUCCCGAUUAGCCGCCUUGAACACACAAUAUUCAUCUCGUAUUGAGUCAGUCAAAUAUUCUGGGCAUGUACUGCUUUUCACCAUCAACAAAAACGCACACGUCUUUUUUUUUGGCUCUGUUGUACUCGUACUCAUCUUUUGUGUAGUAUUCCUUGGCGGUCUGCAUCCACCUUGAGGGGCUGUCCGCACGCCAUUCUUCUCACGCCAACUUCGUGCCUUGUGAAUCAUGUACUUUGAUAAAUUUGGCGUGGCAACCUGGAUUUUUCGUACCUCAAGUUUGCUGGUAGCAGUGUCAAGAAUUGUAGGUGCAUUUAAUAAGAUAAGAUGUAGACUCUUUGUAGGCUUUCCUCAAGUUUCCCGUUCAUUCAAGGCAGUCGUAAAAAUUGUUCCUUGAGGGUCCAGGGCUGUCGGUUCUCCCAAAAAGAGCGCUGACCCCUGAUCGAAUUUUGAUUGCUUUCGAUUUCUCUCCGCUUCCUUUUUACUAAAGUUUUUCUUCGUCUUUGAGGAACACGACAGGGGGACCUCAAGGGGGAAACGUCAGUGAAUUCCAUAUACCUGUUCAGCUUACCGAUCGUCUCUUCCUCAGGGAUGAAGAUGUCACCGGUAUCUUAAAGAGUCCGAGAAGGCUGAGAACAAAUCCUUGUACUGCUUGAAGCAGUGUUGACAGAUCUGAUCUGCAUCUCUAAUUGGACAUGCACCUUGAUGCAAGCCCUUUCGCAGCAUAGAGACACGGACACCUUCAGCACUGCGGAAAUUUUUCUGGAACGGAAUUGUCUUCUUGUGCGCCAUGAGGUAGUCGGCACAAAAGACUCGUUGCUGUAAGGCGUAGCCAUGGCUGCCUUCCGAGCUCAGGACGGUCAAAGAGCCAAAAUCAAGCGUGCUUUCAACGCCGAUGUGCUAUGUCCAGCCUCGGCAAGAGGACGUGCACCACCCUCGCUCACUCUGGCCGCUGUAACUGAAGUGGCUGUAUCCGGUAACCUGAACUGUGCCUGAAACCAAGCAGAGCCUGCAAGACAGAACACCUGCAUGCAUCGUAACCUAAAUAAAGAAUUCUGAAUGACAUAACAUAAAGCUCAGAAGUUUCUCGCUGAAUUUGGCUUACUGGCAGAGCCGUGCACCUCCCUGUUGUCUGCACAUACGCAUUUAUCUGACGUCUGCGCUUCGACAUCAUCUGAAUGGGCACACAGAUACACUGCAAAAGGCAAACACUGUUGGCCCACUGUCUAUUUCCAUAGCUUUCACUUUGGAACAUUGCUGAAUAAAAAAAAAAACGAAGAAUGGAGGGUUAUAAAGGUCUCGCUGCCUGUUGGCGAGGAAUAUCAUCCACUUUACUGAAGUCACAAACUAUGCGAGUGCAUUUCGUUGAAACAGUUCUUUUCUUUUCCGAAAACAUUUCCCACCUGACCCCAGAUGCCUCAUUCUUGCCGUUGAGCAAGGCUCAGAAGAGAAGGAGGCAUAUCCUUGUAUUUUUCACAAGAAAUGCUCAUUUCCGCACUAUGGACCACUCUCUCAACAGAAUAUUCUAACAUUUGUGUAAGGAAAUAAUAAUGAGACGGUCUGUUUAGUCAGCCAUUUUAAUGAACUUCUUCCUCUGUGCCCCCAGCCCCAGUCUCGGUCGUCUUCUUCCUUCAGGGAGGUUCCGCUUCAGGCUCUUCACAAUUUGUAACAUUGUCUCUGAAUUUCACUCUCAAUUCUGAGGCUUUUUCCUAUUUACUAAUAACUUUAUUUAAACCAAGUAGCAAUUUAGCAUUAUUCAGUCACAUGUGUAAUUUGCAACAUUAUCAGAAAAUUAAAUUUCGUCAAAUUUAACACAUGAUCCUACCUCUCAUAGAAUUGACCUAAUGCUGUUUAUCUAACUUCUUAUUCACGACUGAAAAGAAAAUGUACUGUACAACAUUAUUUAUAUUUUUUUGUUUAUUUUUCAACACACAAGUCGUUUUGUCAAGUUCUGUAUUUUCAUAAUCCUAAUUUUAUUACUGGCAUCAUCAAGCAAACUUUAGACAACAGCAAAUGACGAAGCAUUGAGUGUAUUCUGUUGAAAGAAAAUGUUAAAGCCAUACUUAUGGGGUUCACAUCUUUCUGUUUAUUGAAAUGGCUCUGGUAGAACUGUAACUGACAGUAUUCAAUAUUAUAUUUGUUGCAGUUUGUUGAUUUAGACAAGGCGUUAAGUGUAAACUCCCACAAGAAAGCUUAUAACCACAUAUAUCGCAUAAGAGACUUGACAUGUAUUGUUUUAAUUGUGCACAACUGUGCUGGUCACACAACUUGAAGAGCUUGUAUGUUCUUGUAUUUGUAGGAAACUUAUUAAUCUUGGAAGCGUCUGUUCAAACUUUACACUGGAUAUAUAUUCCAUACUCCGUCCACAAAGCAGUCAAACAAUCUAGUUGCAAGAAAGUUUAUUUUGUUUGAUGUGGUUGCUGAUGGGCAGCCUUAAAGUUGUCUUGUUUAUCUGAUAUCACAUGUAACAUUGUUCUGUGGUGGAAACCGUUGUUGCUGAUUGAUCAGGUUUCAUUUUAUGUUGAGAGCUUGUGCUUGGUGAGCUAAUUCCAGCAGCAUACCUGCAUGUUGUCAUUGUCACCCGAUGAAGUCUUUCAUAGUGUGCUGUUCAACGCACACAUUGUUGCUUUUUUUUUAUUAUAAUACCUUUAGGUGUUUUUUUUUUUACUCUCUUUGAAGCGGUCUCUUUUCUAUGAGCAGCUAAGAGACAUUGCUCUCAUACUCCUGUAUAUACUGUGUUUUCAGGAUGAACACAUAAUAUAUAAGUGCAUUGCAAUAACAGUGAAAAUUUAUUAAGUGAUUGUGAUUGCUUAUUGAGCCUUAGCACAUAAGUGGCAUAGAGCAAAGAACAUUUCGUGGACCACUGUCAUAGCCCAGAUUCUAUUUGGGGGGGGGUUAUGGAAUGCCGCCUAUUAUACGUACACAUGACAGACUUACAUGUCCAUGAAGUUUGGUGGGGGAUUUUAAGAUCUCUGCUUUGCCUUUGCCACUGCCGAAAACAAUAUAGACUUAUACUUAAGAGGAAGCUUUAGCUCGGACCCCACUGCGAUGCCGCCUAUUCAAAUACAUGUAAAACAAAGAAAUGCUUUUCUGAGAUAACCCCUGAGCCGAUUUUAAUGAAAUGUGUCGCAUUUGAGAAAGGAAGUUGAAUUCUAGUGACUUGCAAGCGAAAUCUUGAUUUAAGUCCUGUACUUUCUUUUUACAAAAUUUAGCGAAAAUUGGCAAGUCUGAAAGAAAUAGAAGCAUAAAGUUUUCAAAUCCGUAACUCUUCACCAAGAACAUAAAUCACAGAUCUUUAAACUGCAUCUGUUGGAACAUCUAAAGCGAACAAAUUUGAUAUAUGAAUUUAUAUGUUACAUAAAUUUCUUACAAUGUUUACAAGGUUUACAAUAGCUACCAACUCGCUCAACUUUCAGUAGGUUUACAAGGGUUUUGCAAAAAUCCUGCUCACACAUUUGUGAUGUACUUGCGAACCAUACAUCAAUUUUGUCUUCCUUAAAUGUACUAUUGGAUGCAGUUUAGAGCAUGUGAUAUCAGUCUUGAUUGCUGAGUUACAGAGUUGUAAACUUGAUAUUAUUGGUUUUUGAUAUUAUUGGUAUAUUAUUGCAAUUUUUAACAAUUUUUAUAGAAAAAUUGACGAUCUAAAUCAAGAAUCCGCAUCCAACAGUUACUAAAUUUUAACUUUUUCUUUUCAAUGCAACAAACCUCAUCAAAUUUGGUACUCUGGUUGCCUUUAAAACAAUUUAUCCUUUCCCAUGUAAAUAGAUAAGAACCCCGAGCUAAAGAAUCCUUUUAAAGGGGCCCUGAAACACUUUUUGAACAUAGUAAGAAAACAUUGCCAAUCUAGAGGCUGCUUUGAACAUGUCAGCCAAAUAUUACUGCACUGCAUAUAGCAGGGAACUUACAAUCUCGUACCAAAAACGAUGAAAAAUUGCUUGUUCUCGCUACCGCAAUACCAUCAUGCAGUGCAAUACCAUUGAAAGCAGCUGGACCCACCAAUGCUAUUGGCUGGUUUCAUGACCACGAGAGUAUUCUCAGUAAUACAUAAUUGCUAAUUUUAAGUUAAAUAAAUGCGAAAUGUAUAUGUGUGCGUUCUUAGAAAGACAAAAAAAUCAUUUUUGUUUUGCAGUGCGCGUAGCUGCAUCAUCUGUGCGUGGCCUCCAAGAUGGCAGCCGUGGGCUGCAUAGCUUAUAGUCUAUCGUGGCUGCCAUAGGGUGCCGUGAUGAGUUCUUUUGCCGCCGCACCAUACUCCUCAACUUUUGGCUGGGGCCCUUGCCCUGUUCGCAUCUCCGCUUUGUAGCUUCCAUCGCGCUAGCGGAAAUGAAAAGAGAAAGCCAGGCAUCAGUGUGAUGACCCCCCACUUAUAGUUGAAAAAUUCAAACAAUAUUUUGGGGUGUUAGAUUCGUGAGACGACGUCCUUUAAUAGGGAGGCCAUUUAUCAUUUGUUGGAAAAGCGUGGCAGGACCCUUGUUGUGGGCCAGAACUGCAUUAUUGGAAUUAACUUAAGUUGAAAGAUUCGAACAAUUUUCAGGGGUAUUAGAUUUGCAAGACGACGUCCUUUAAUAGGGGGGCCAUUCUAUCAUUAGUUCGAAAAGUGUUUCAGGCCCCCUUUAAUGGGCCAGAACUGCAUUACUGGAAUAAAAUGGUGUGGCUUGUGUCAUGUGCACAAAGGUUUUUCCAGCCGAGAUGCAAGAAAAGCGUAAAACUAGACCCCUUAAAGUGAGUAACCUGACAUUCAUUUCUUCUUGACUGGUCAGAAGUAAUCCUGUUGCUUGUUAUGGGUGUAUUGAUGAGUAGUCUGUAGUCAAGUCCCUAUUGCAGAUAUGAAAGAACUUACUUAAUUCAUCUUCCUUGGUACCACAGCAAGAAAGCAUUAAAACCAGAAGCCUUAUGAUUACGAUAUAUGAGGUUUUAUGGCGAAAGGGCAAGGUAUAGCCAAAGAGCGCCAAGACAGAAAACUUAUAAGGUGAACAAGUUGUGAAAUAUUGAAUGAGAGCCUUUAGGCAGUGUUUCAACUUGAAAAUAAUUUAUUUUGCAAUUUAUUUAAAGUAUGAAGGCAUUUUCAGUAGAAGUUUAUCAUUUCUUGCAUACCUCAGACAAAAUUAUGCUCUUUUCUAAUUGUAAGGUUGCUUCAUGGGAGUCCACAUUGCCAGUGUAAUUGACAUGCAUUUUUAUUAUGUAGUAUGGUGUGUGCAAUAAGCAUAACUUUUUUUUUUUGCUGUUUUAGAAGACGUGCCUGACCUUGUGUUAAUUUCCCAAAGUAUCAUGUAUUGAAAUACAUUGUCGGUUUGUGGCUUUUUAUUAGAACUGGGCUUCAGUGGUGUGAUGCACCGAAAAUGUAACCGCACAUAAAAGCAGGGUUAUGCUGUGUAUAUGAGCGCAUAUACCUUCCAACUGAAUUGUAGGGGUGCUACGACGCUGGCUUAUGGUUAACGAAAUUGUGUCAUCAUGGCAAACAAGCUUACCUAUAAAAACCUGCAUUUAAUACAGAAUGGCACAUAAUAUGAGGCGAGAUUUAGAGACAGCGAAAAGCGGAAAAAAAAGUUUCAUCCGCAUGUAAUAAGAGUGAGGCAAACUUGGCAAGAACAUUUACUUACAUCAGACAUCGAAUUGUGAUUCUCGAUUGUGCUGUUGUCGGACAGUUACUUGUCAGAAAACUCUUCCUAGAAAUAAUCAUCUUCUGUGCCGUCGAGCGCAUUCGAAAUGCCACACUUGGUAAAAGCGUGACGCACCAGGUCCUCUGGGAUGCUCGCCCAUGCGUCUGCAGUUUACUUGCACACAGUGGCUGGCUGGAGGAUUGUCCGGUACACUAGAGGAUGAUGGUAGCCAUGUAGCAAUAACAAAGCCAGAACGUUGAGCCCGAUUUUUGGCUGUAAUAUUGGCUUGGAUCCGCAUUUGUUACGAGGAAGAAACUUGGGACGCUAAUGAUUGGUAAAAAUCCUUGUAUUCUGUGUGAAUUCUUAUGGUAUUUUGUUUUAUAACUAUCCUCUUUAUAGCUUAUAAAGUCGGCAAAGUUGCAUGUUUGUGAUUUUAAAUGGGGGUGUAUGCAUGAUUGGUCAAUUUACUUUGCGAACAACUGUAAUGAUUUUAUUAUGUUGGGAAUGUUUGGUGUCAUAUUCUUUCACAUGGCUGUGAUAUCACACACCUUUCAUUUUGUGAGAAGGUAGACUCAUUCUCAAUUUUUUUCCCACUUUGGUAAUGGUAGUGCCAAUGUUCUGAAACUUGGUGUGCACCUUCAUAAUUCAGUGAUCUCUGUCACUGUUUGACCUUAUCAACUAUCUGCUCGUGUUAAUUUUCAUGUGUCCCUGGUGAUGGCCAUGACUCUCAUCAAACAUUCCAGAACAUUUUUUUGCAGCCAUUUUGGUAUAGUUAUGUAAGAAAUUAAUACUUCAAUCUUUCAGUCAUUCACAUAUAAUUCAACAAAAUUCGGCUGUGAAGUGGGUUUAGGACAUUCUGUAAAAUGAUGGCCCCAGUUUGGAUGCACGAGUCUCACACCUACACCUGUGGUGUCUUGUAUCUCUGUUUAUGCAAGGGGUAAUUUUGUAAAAACAACAUGAAGCACUGCCAAGUGUGUGUUUUUUUCUCCUUGGACACAGUAGACCCCUAGGAGUUUUGAGGGACAAACUACUGUUUAAAAAGCUUGGUUAUUUUGCACCUCCAGCACAAAGUGAACCUACUCAAUACUGUAAUCAUCCCCAAUAAAUUCUCUUACUGUUACAAA